CAACGCCAUGUAACACACUAACACACGGUGGCAGCUCGGACCAACUAAAUUGACAUCACAUUUUUCGUGGUGGCUGUCACCGAUUUUUUUUUUCUCUCAGUAGAACACUCUUCGGCAAUAUUUGUACUGCAAAAGAUUCCACUCAGGAACAGAAAAACACAGCUGAAAAAUGUCGAUUUUCUUGAGAAAUUCCCGUGUAUUGGCCCGUCAAGGUGCUCAAUUGAUGCAAGCCCGUAAUUAUGCUGAAGCAGCCGCUUUGAAGCUGACAUUGGCUGGUGCCAACAAAGUGUUCUACGAUGCAGCUGAAGUUCGACAAGUCGAUGUGCCAUCAUUCAGCGGCGAUUUCGGUAUCUUGGCCACACACGUUCCAACACUCGCUGUCUUGAAACCUGGCGUCGUUACUGUGUACGAAAAUGAUGGUGCACAAAAGAAAGUGUUCGUUUCCAGUGGAACAAUCACCGUCAAUGUUGAUUCCAGUGUACAAGUGUUGGCUGAAGAAGCCCAUUCACUUGAAGAUCUCGAUGCCCGUUCCGCUCAAGAAGCCUUGUCAGCCGCUCAAUCGGAAUUGUCAUCGGCCAAAGACGAUAAAGCCCGCGCUGAAGCCACAUUAGCUGUUGAAAUUGCCGAAACCAUCGUCAAAGCUGUACAAUAAAUCAAUUUGUUUCACGUUCGAAUGUAACUGUAACUCAGUAAAAAGAGAACUUUAUUUUAAUUUGAAAAAAAAAACCAAUUGUGCGGACAUUUCGAUCAUAUUGAUAAUUCGCGUUGCAACAACAGCAACAACAACAACAACAUCAUUGGAACUAAUCAUGAGAUCUAAUCGAAUAACAUAACAUUCAAUGCAACAACUCAGUCAAACCCGGUGUAAUUUCAAUUUUUGAAUGAAAAAAAAAUCAAUCCAAACAAAAAUUAUAGAAAUAAAAACAUAAAAUGAAACAAAA
Messenger RNA from Sitodiplosis mosellana (orange wheat blossom midge), 941 nucleotides. It is a transcript of the gene ATPsyndelta, whose product is annotated as ATP synthase subunit delta, mitochondrial. Gene Ontology annotation, biological process: proton motive force-driven ATP synthesis. Bases 170 to 652 code for a protein of 160 amino acids. NCBI's taxonomy places the organism in Eukaryota, Metazoa, Arthropoda, Insecta, Diptera, Cecidomyiidae. The transcript has 3 exons. Gene Ontology annotation, molecular function: proton-transporting ATP synthase activity, rotational mechanism. The record is from RefSeq and is a predicted model, not a curated record.